AUGGAUCAACCAGAAGAGACGGGUGGUGGCGAUGAUAAUGGAUCUGGUUCACGUCGUUCAAGUAUAAUGGAUGAUCGACGACCAUCACUUCGUCGUGUUGAUCAAGAAAAUUUACUUAAAGUUAGACGAGAUUCCAAAACACGUCGACCAUCAUUAGCUGAAGUUGUACCUGAUUGGCCAACUUUACAUAAAGUUAAACGACCAGAAAAGGAAAAAGAAGCAUUUGUUGAACCAUUACAAGAUAUUAAAUGUAAAGAAGAAGAUGGAGAAAUUACAUUUAAUUGUACGUUUUGCAAACCGAGUACACGUAUACGAUGGCUUAAAAAUAAAGUUGAAAUUUUUCAUGGUUUAAAAUAUCAUUUUGAUUCAAGCGGAGCAAAACAAAAAUUAACUAUUUAUAAAUUACAUCCUGAUGAUUCAGGAAAAUAUUUUUGUCGUGUGAAUGAUGUUGAAACAUCUGCAUGGUUAGAAGUAAAACCUGCUAUACCAUUGUAUGAUUUCUAUAAAGAAUUACCAGCUAGAAUGGAAGUAUUUCGAACAAAACCAACUAUACUUGAAUGUCAUGUUAAUGAUCCAAAUGCACCUGUUAAAUGGUAUAAAAAUGGAGUUCUUAUUGACACUGAAAAAGAUAAACGUAUGAAAUAUCAUCAAGAUAUGACACGAUGUAUCUUCCGUAUAUUUAAAACAACUAAAGCUGAUGAAGGUGAAUAUACAUGUCAAAUUGAUGAUGAACGUGGUAUUAAAACUACUGGUUCAGUCUAUGUCGAAGAACCACAAUGGCGUUUUGAAACAAAAUUACCUGCAACAUUAGAAGGUGAUGAAAAUGAUAAAAUUGAACUUGAAUGUAGUGUUCAAGAUGAAGAUGCCGAAUGUGAUUGGUUCUUUGAGGGUGAAAAAAUUCUUCCGGAAUUAUAUCCUGAUAGAUAUGAAAUAAUAUCGUAUGGAAAAGUUCGUAAAAUGGUUAUUAAGAAAUUAAGUCCAACUGAAGAUAAAGGAAGAUAUGAAUGCAAAACAGGUGUUAUGUCAACACACUGUGAUGUAUCUAUCAAACCUGCACUUCGAAUUGAAAAAGGAUUAAAAGAUAUCGAUGCAUUGGAAGAAGAAGACCUUACACUUGAAGUUACAUUAUCUAAACCUGAUCCACGAGGCAAAUGGAUGAGAGAUGGCAAAGUCAUGUAUCCAGAUCAAAAAACGGUUAUCCUUACUGAAGGAAAUGUUUAUAAAUUAAAAUUAAAAAGUGUUGGUCUUAAAGAUGCUGGAGAAAUUUCAUUUCAAUGUGGUGAUUUGAAAGAAAGUUGCAAAAUAUCUGUUAAAGAAUCUGAAAAACCACCACGUAUUGAUGCAACACGUUUUGGUAAAUCUGUUACAAUUAAAGCUGGACGACCACUUGAUCUUGAAAUUCCUUAUGAUGCUUAUCCAGCACCAACAAUGGUUUGGUUGAAAGAUGGUAAACCAGUUCAACCUGGAGAUGGUUCAUCAUGUCAAACAUCAAUCGAUGCAAAACGAUGUAAAUUAAAUAUUGAAAAAUCAAAACGGGGUGAUACAGGUCAAUAUGAAUUAAUAUUAAAAAAUGCUAAAGGAGAAGUUAAAAUUCCUAUUGCGGUUACUGUUCUUGAUCGUCCUGGUAAACCUGAAGGUCCAAUGAAAGUGUCUGAUGUACUGAAAGAAAGUGCUGUUAUUUCAUGGAAACCUCCAUUGGAUAAUGGUGGUUCAAAUAUUGAAAGAUAUAUUGUUGAAAAACAAGAUGUUGAACGUGGUACUUGGGGACCAGCUGGUGAAGUUAAUGGAGAUAAUACAUCAUUACGUGUAAACAAAUUAACACCAGGAAAAGAAUAUUUAUUUCGUGUCCGUGCUGUUAAUAAAGAAGGUGAAGGUGAACCAUUAGAAACAAGUGGUACAACAUUAGCGAGAAAUCCAUAUGAUGAACCAAGUGCACCUGGUAAACCAGAAGUAUCUGAUUGGGAUAAAGAUCGUGUUGAUCUUGAAUGGCAAGCACCAGAAAAAGAUGGUGGUGCACCUGUUGAAAAAUAUGUUAUUGAACGUCGAGAAAAAGGAAAAGAUCAAUGGCAAAAGGGUGCAGAAAUUCCUGGUAGUUCAACAAAAGGUUCUUGUGGUGGUUUAUCUGAAGGAAAAGAAUAUGAAUUUCGUGUUGUUGCUGUUAAUAAAGCUGGUCCAUCAGAACCUAGUGAACCAUCAAGAGUAGUUCUUGCUAAACCACGUUUCUUAAAACCACGUAUAAAUAAAGUUAAUCUUAAAUCAGUUACUGUUAAAGCAGGUCAAACAAUAACAUUAGAAGCUCCAUAUGCAGCUGAACCAUUACCAACUAUGAAUUGGCAACGAGAAUCAACUGAGGUUAAAUCUGAUGAUCGUACACAAAUGACACUAACAGAUAAAUUAGCUAAACUUAUUAUUACAAAAGCUGUUCGAGCCGAUACAGGUCGAUAUACAAUUCGUUUAGUUAAUGAUUCUGGAUCAGACACUGCUGAUUGUGAAGUUAUUGUUCUUGGUCCACCAUCAAUGCCACGCGGUCCAUUAGAAGUUAAGGACGUUAAUAAAUCAAGUGUUACACUUGCCUGGCUUCCACCAACAGAUACUGGUGGCAAAGAAAUCACAAAUUAUGUUGUUGAAAAACGCGAUAAAAAGAGUGGUGAUUGGGUACGUUGUGCUGAGGCUGUUAAUGGUACACAAGUAACAAUAGGAAAAUUGAAAGAAGGACAUGAAUAUGAAUUUCGUGUUAUGGCUGAAAAUGCAAAUGGUCUUUCUGAACCAUUAGUCACUGACAAAGCUGUUCUUGUUAAAAAUCCAUUUACUGAACCAGGCGCACCAGGUACACCAGAAUGUGUAUCGCGUGAUCGUAAACAUAUUGAAGUUAAAUGGACACCACCAAGAAAUGAUGGUGGCAAUCCAGUUAAAGGUUAUGUUGUUGAACGUCGAGACAAAACAGGCAAGAAAGAAUGGACAAAAAUUAAUCGUGGUGAACUUCACAAAGGAACAAACUUUGUUGAUGAAAAUGUAACAGCUAUGAAAGAAUAUGAAUAUCGUGUUUCUGCUGUUAAUGACGCUGGUCCAGGUGAACCAAGUAGUUCAUCUGGUGGCAUUGCUGCUCGUCCAGAAAAAGAAAAACCAUCAUUUGAUUUAAGUAGUUUAUUUGGUCCGCUUGGCAAAAAAGAAAUACGUGUCAAAGCUGGUGAACCACUAACUAUUGAUGUACCAAUAAAUGGCUCACCUACACCAGUAAUUACUUGGAUAAAAGAUGGUGAAACUGUUCAACCAACUCGAGAUACUCAACUUGAAAGUGAUGAUAUACAUGCUAAAUUACAUAAACCAUCAGCUAAACGUGGAGAUACUGGAAAAUAUAAAAUCCAAUUGAAAAAUGAUUCGGGUGAAGAUGAAUGUGAUAUUGAUGUUAUUGUAUUAGAUAAACCUGGAGUACCUGAAGGCCCAUUAGAAACAACAGAAACAACAAAAGAUAGUGUUUCACUUCAAUGGAAACCACCAAAAGAAAAUGGCGGUGGAGAUAUUACAGGUUAUAUUAUUGAAAAAUGUGCAGAAAAUUCUGAUCGAUGGGAAAAAGUUCCUGGUGUAUUUACACAACCAAAAGGAACUAUUAAAGAUUUAGAAACAAAUAAGAAAUUUAAAUUUCGAGUUAAAGCUGAAAAUAUUUAUGGUAUUGGUGAACCAUUAGAAACAACAUCUGCUAUAACUGUUAAACCACCAUAUGAUGCACCUGAUGCACCAGAGACACCAGAAAUAGUCGAAUAUAAUUCAACAUUUAUUAAACUUAAAUGGGAGAAACCGAAAAAAGAUGGUGGAAAUCCAAUAUCUGGUUAUAAUGUUGAAAUGCGUGAAAAGGGUAGUAAUAAUUGGGUACUAUGCAAUAGUUUUCCAACUAAAGGUACAGAGUAUACUGCCACUGGUUUACGUGAAGGUCAAACAUAUGAAUUUCGUGUUGCUGCUGUUAAUGGUGCUGGACCUGGAACACCAUCCAAACCAUCACAAGCACAAAAAGCUGAAGUACCAAUGUAUGCAGCUGAUGCACCUGAUCAACCAAAAGUUGAAAAAAUUACAAAAGAUUCAGUAACACUUUCAUGGAAAAAACCAGCAAAUGAUGGUGGUACUAGAAUAACAGGUUAUGUUAUUGAGAAAAAAACAGCUGAUGGUCGUGAUUGGACUGAAGUUGGCGAAGUACAAGGCCGUGAACAUUCAUAUACUGUUCCAAAUUUAAAAGAAGGUGAAGAUGUUUCAUUUCGUAUUCGAGCUGUUAAUGCAAUUGGUCCUAGUGAACCAAGUCGACCAACAGAUGCAAUUACUGUUCAAGAUCAACCAGACAAACCAUCAUUUCUUGAUUUGGGUAGUAUUAAAGAUAUAACAGUAAAAGCUGGCAAAGAUUUCGAAUUACAUAUACCAUAUAAAGCUACACCAAAAGCAACAGCUCAAUGGUUUGUUGAUGAUAAAGAAUUAGCUCCUGAUGAUCGUGUGAAUCUUAAAACAUUAGAUAAUGUUGUUACAUUACUUAAUCGUAAAGCUGAACGAGGAGAUACUGGUAUAUAUAAAUUAGUAUUAAAAAAUAGUGAAGGUACAAAUCAAGUACAAUUUCGUGUUAAUGUUCUUUCACCACCAACAAAACCUGAAGGUCCACUUGACGCAACAAAUGUAACUGCUGAAGGAUGUACACUUAAUUGGAAACCACCAAAAGAUGAUGGUGGUAAUGAUAUAAAACAUUACGUUGUGGAACGACGUGAAGCAGGAACAGA
This is a messenger RNA of Adineta steineri, 4754 nucleotides long. Lineage: Eukaryota; Metazoa; Rotifera; Eurotatoria; Adinetida; Adinetidae. The record is from the annotation of a GenBank genome assembly.